Messenger RNA from Pocillopora meandrina, 966 nucleotides. NCBI's taxonomy places the organism in Eukaryota, Metazoa, Cnidaria, Anthozoa, Scleractinia, Pocilloporidae. The record is from the annotation of a GenBank genome assembly.
AUGAAUGAAAGCACAAAGCACAGAAUGGACCAGCUUUUUCUGUCGCUCAAAGAUAGAGAGCGAUGGUUGGUUGGAAUCGAGUCCGCGGCCUAUCUCGCGGUGAUAUUGACCGCACUUCUGGGAAAUAUUGUGUUAACCUUAGCCAUCUACAAAACAGGGACACUCCGAAAUAGUCAAAAUUACUUUUUGGUGUCGCUUGCCGCUACAGAUAUCCUUAAUGCUGUUUCAUGUAUGCCAUUAACUCUUGCGGCCCUGAUAACAGGGAAAUGGCCAUUUGAAGACUUCGUCUGCCAACUACAGGGAUCUUUUUGGACGAUUUGUACUGGAGUAUCACUGUUGACAUUGGGUUUGAUUGCUUUCAAUCGUUAUGUUAAGAUCGUCCGCUCUGCAAGUCUUUACCAAAAAAUUUUCACUCGACGAAAUGUUUGGAUUUCCAUUGCUAUCUCUUGGCUCAGCUCUGUGUUCUUGUCGUCUUCCGUAUUUCUUGUCGAUAAAACAGCAUUUUCUUUCCACCCUGGAAAGAGUUUGUGUUUCUUUAAACAUCUCAAUGUCACAAACCGGUUAGGCAUUUAUAGCACCAUUCUGUAUGUCAUUUUAACCUCCGUUGCAUUUUCAAUGAUCUUUUUUUGUUACUUCAAAGUGCUUCGCAAAAUCCGCGCACAUUAUGCCCAAGUUAGAAACUCUUCUCUUCAAAACAGAGAAUGUGCAGCUUUUGCGGAGGAAAUUAGAAUUACCACCAUGCUUUUUGUCACUCUUUUAGCAAUAUGUAUCAGUUGGAGUCCUUCUGUAAUUAUUGAUUUCUAUGAACUGUUUGGUAAUGGCCAGUUCAUGUUUAAACGACAACUUUAUUUGCUAAACGUUUUUACUUUUCAAAGUAGUAGCGCUGUGAAUCCUUUCAUAUACGGACUGAUGAAUAGGGAGUUCAGAGAAGGAUACAGGCGUGUUCUUUACUGCAGAGACGGAUAG